Messenger RNA from Rotaria sp. Silwood1, 465 nucleotides. NCBI's taxonomy places the organism in Eukaryota, Metazoa, Rotifera, Eurotatoria, Philodinida, Philodinidae. The record is from the annotation of a GenBank genome assembly.
AUGAUCUUGCGUUCAAUAAGUUAUUUAAAUAUGUCAUUAAAUCCAGAUCGUGUCGAUGAACCAAUAGAUCGAAAUGAAAUACGUGAAAAAGUACUUGCACUUCUCAUUUCAAUGACUGUACAGCUCAAAUGUCUUCUAGUUGAACAAUUCGAAUGGCUCUUACAUGUUAUUCAAUACGCAUCGAACGAAUUAAGAACGAAUGUAUUAAGUAGUGUUCGAUAUGCUGAAUUUUGUCUUCCGAGUUGUCAUUAUGGUUACAACAAAGCAAAUCAUAUUGCUCAACAUGUAGUCGUCUAUGAACAAAAUCUUUGUCAAUUGGUCGAAAAAUUAAAAGAAUUUACCUUUCUCGAUAUUUAUGGUGAAAUCCAUUAUGAAAAAAUUGAACCUUAUCGUUUAAUGGUUCAAGCUCGCUUUCCUAAUAGUCGAAUAGAUGUUGAAAUAUCAAGAUUUCGUCUUUGGCUUUAA